Zychaea mexicana is the source of this 480-nucleotide messenger RNA. RefSeq lists its product as uncharacterized. The record is from RefSeq and is a predicted model, not a curated record. The transcript has 2 exons. Lineage: Eukaryota; Fungi; Mucoromycota; Mucoromycetes; Mucorales; Lichtheimiaceae. Bases 69 to 398 code for a protein of 109 amino acids.
AACAGAGCAUAGGGUGUAUCUUUAAUUCCUUCUUUUUUUUUACAUUCCAAACAAAUACACGCGAAACCAUGCCUCGGACAGUCUCUCUCUUGGCAGGUCUUUUGGCUGUUGCAACAAUUACAUAUAAAUUUCGCGAUGACUUAACGGCCAACACGAACGACAUUCGUCGACGUCUGGACGAUGCAAAGACUACGCUUGAUCACGUCGCGGCCGGCACCGCAAGUCAAUCUCACCUACGAUCCCAACCUGCUCCUGCGCGUUCAUUUAUUGGCGAAUCCCAGCAAUAUGUGUCUAAACGUCUGGUGCCUAGUGCAUCAAUGGAACGAUCAUAUCGCUGGCGCAGCACAAACAAUCAUUCGCACAGAUAUCCCCUCGUAUACAAAGAAGCUGUGGGAUGAAAAUGUAGCACCUAGCUUUAAUGGAAAGAAAAACUAGAGUUUACAUGCAUUGUCUUCUAUAUAUAAAGACAUUUAUAAAAAA